UUUCAUCAGAACUCUAGGUAAAAUAUGAUUUUUCUAAUUUUUUUCUCUCUUUUUUUGGCUUUUCUAAAGAUUGUUAAGAAGCCCAAAGUCGCACAAAAUUGCACCAAUUUACCAAAGAUGAGCGUUGUGCAACGAAAAAAAUUAUACAACUUGCUAUAAGUAUGAUAUUUUCAUAACUACAAUAUAGGAAUUUGUUUGGACCCAACUGAGUCAUAUGCUAACUUUAAUCCGCAAACUUAUAACUUCUUUGAAAAGAAAAUGUCAUAACUAUAAAUAUGGAUAGAUCAUGUAUGAUGUACCAAAGAAAAGUCACUCAAACCAGCUGAUGAACACAAUGGAAGAUCAUCACCAGCUGCACUCUCACUCUUUCAUGCCUCUUCUUUCCAGGGUCGAUCGCUUGGAUUCUGUGAUGAAAGAUGUAGAGAAGAAGAAGCACGAGGACUUUUCAGUCUGGAGCAAUGGCAGAAAACUAUUUGCCAGAAGAAAUAGCAGACAAGGUAUGCCAUUGACAGUCGCGACCAAGGAAGUUGGAUCCAAAGGUUCUUUGAUGGAUCGUAUCCGUUCUCUUGAAGAUCGACUUCUUCAGCUUUCCCAAGAGAUUGAUCAGGCUAGCAGCAAAGCAUCAAGCAGUUCCAGCUUACAGAGUACAUCUCUGUGGACCACAUCCUCUAGCUCAUGUGCUCAAUCCAAGAGUGAAUUACCAGUUAGUUCAUACCCUGCGUUUCACAUUCAGGAAUCCAAACUCCAGUGCCACGAAUAUUUCCAGAGAGAUCUUCGUGCUCCACGACAAAGGAUGAAGAAUCCAGAGACCGAUAGGCCGAAGACACUGAAACUGGGGAAAGACAAUACCAAAGAAACAGCAUGCUUUGAUGGACUGAAGAAGAAGAAGAGAUCUCCCUGUUGGCCACGCAUGAAAUUACUAGGCUGCUAGUUAACUAUUUAUUUCCUCCCUCAAAUAAUGCUCAGCAUGACUUUACAUGUCCAUCUGAUUGUUCAAUAUGUCUGUUUUGAAUAUUAGGACAAGUUCUAAAUAAUUUAAACGACAAACUACAAGAAAGUGCAUAAUCUACUCCAUACUCAAACUCUUAAAAUAUAUAUA
This is a messenger RNA of Daucus carota subsp. sativus, 1099 nucleotides long. RefSeq lists its product as uncharacterized. The coding region runs from base 287 to 931 and encodes 214 amino acids. The record is from RefSeq and is a predicted model, not a curated record. Lineage: Eukaryota; Viridiplantae; Streptophyta; Magnoliopsida; Apiales; Apiaceae. The transcript has 4 exons.